Messenger RNA from Microtus oregoni (creeping vole), 2539 nucleotides. It is a transcript of the gene Dyrk1b, whose product is annotated as dual specificity tyrosine phosphorylation regulated kinase 1B. Gene Ontology annotation, molecular function: protein serine/threonine kinase activity; ATP binding; transcription coactivator activity. The coding region runs from base 112 to 2175 and encodes 687 amino acids. Gene Ontology annotation, biological process: peptidyl-serine phosphorylation; protein autophosphorylation; peptidyl-threonine phosphorylation. The record is from RefSeq and is a predicted model, not a curated record. Gene Ontology annotation, cellular component: nucleus. NCBI's taxonomy places the organism in Eukaryota, Metazoa, Chordata, Mammalia, Rodentia, Cricetidae. The transcript has 11 exons.
CGGCUGCUGUUGUCACCCACCGGGCCGCCUGUCCCGCUUGCCCUCACCGCCGCGGGACUGGCCAGGCCGGGGACAGGCGGCCACCUUCUCAUCACCGCCGCCACCACCGCCAUGCUGGCCGUUCGCCCACCGCACUGGGGGCCCCAUCGCUCCCCAGCCCCCCGUGGGCCCAGCGCCAGCCCUGACCCGGGUCUCAGCGGCGGUGGCAGCCGAGGUGCAGGAUGCGAGAAGGCGCCCCCCGGCCGGGCUCCCGCUCCAGGCCUCACACCCCUGUGGCCCUCUGAGCCCACCAUGGCCGUCCCACCAGGCCAUGGUCCCUUCUCUGGCUUUCCGGGGCCCCAGGAACACACACAGGUAUUGCCUGAUGUGCGGCUACUGCCUCGGAGACUACCCCUGGCCUUCCGGGACGCAGCCUCAGCCCCACUGCGCAAGCUCUCAGUGGACCUCAUCAAGACCUACAAGCACAUCAAUGAGGUAUACUAUGCGAAGAAGAAGCGGCGGGCCCAACAGGCGCCACCCCAGGACUCGAGCACCAAAAAGGAGAAGAAGGUCCUGAACCACGGUUAUGACGACGACAACCACGACUACAUUGUGCGCAGUGGCGAGCGCUGGCUAGAGCGCUAUGAGAUUGACUCUCUUAUUGGCAAAGGCUCCUUUGGCCAGGUGGUGAAAGCCUAUGACCACCAGACCCAGGAGCUGGUGGCCAUCAAGAUCAUCAAGAACAAAAAGGCCUUCCUGAACCAGGCACAGAUUGAGCUGCGGCUGCUGGAGCUGAUGAACCAGCAUGACACAGAAAUGAAGUACUACAUAGUGCAUCUGAAGCGACACUUCAUGUUCCGGAAUCAUCUGUGCCUGGUGUUUGAGCUGCUGUCCUACAACCUGUACGACCUCCUGCGCAACACACACUUCCGAGGUGUCUCCCUGAACCUGACUCGGAAGCUGGCACAGCAGCUCUGCACAGCGCUGCUCUUUCUGGCCACGCCUGAGCUCAGCAUCAUCCACUGCGACCUCAAGCCUGAGAACAUCCUGCUCUGCAAUCCUAAGCGCAGUGCCAUCAAGAUCGUGGACUUUGGCAGCUCCUGCCAGCUUGGCCAGCGGAUCUACCAGUAUAUCCAGAGCCGCUUCUACCGCUCACCCGAGGUGCUCCUGGGCACACCCUAUGACCUGGCCAUCGACAUGUGGUCCCUGGGCUGCAUCCUUGUGGAGAUGCACACCGGAGAGCCCCUCUUCAGUGGCUCCAAUGAGGUGGACCAGAUGAGCAGAAUUGUCGAGGUGCUGGGCAUCCCGCCUGCACCCAUGCUGGAACAGGCACCCAAGGCUCGCAAGUACUUUGAGCGGCUGCCUGGGGGUGGCUGGACCCUGCGAAGGACAAAGGAACUCAGGAAGGAUUACCAGGGCCCCGGGACACGGCGGCUGCAGGAGGUGCUGGGCGUGCAGACGGGCGGGCCCGGGGGCCGGCGGGCGGGGGAGCCGGGCCACAGCCCCGCCGACUACCUCCGCUUCCAGGACCUGGUGCUGCGCAUGCUGGAAUAUGAGCCCGCCGCCCGCAUCAGCCCGCUGGGCGCUCUGCAGCACGGCUUCUUCCGCCGCACGGCCGACGAGGCCACCAACACGGGCCCGGCGGGCAGCAGUGCCUCCACCUCGCCGGCGGGCCUCGACACCUGCCCCUCCUCUAGCACCGCCAGCUCCAUCUCCAGCUCUGGAGGCUCCAGUGGCUCCUCCAGUGACAACAGGGCCUACCGCUACCGAUAUUGUGGGGGGCCUGGGCCCCCCAUCACCGACUGUGAGAUGAACAGCCCCCAGGUUAUACCCUCCCAGCCUCUGCGCCCCUGGGCAGGGGGUGAUGUGCCCCACAAGACACAUCCAGCCCCUACCUCUGCCUCAACAUUGCCAGGGACUGGGGCCCAGUUACUCCCCCAACCCCGAUGCCUUGGACGUCCCCCAUCACCAACAUCACCACCACCCCCGGAGCUGAUGGAUGUGAGCCUGGCAGGCAGCCCUCCAGAAUGCUCUCCACCUCAUCCAGCACCUGCCCCCCAGCACCCGGCUGCCUCAGCCCUCCGGACUCGGAUGACGGGAGGUCGACCACCUCUCCCACCCCCUGAUGACCCUGCCACUCUGGGGCCUCGCCUGGGCCUCCAUGGCGUACCCCAGAGCACAGCAGCCAGCUCAUGACCCUGCCCCCUCCCUGGGGCCCCUCCUGAAGCCAUACCCCCCAUCUGGGGGCCCUGGGCUCCCAUCCUCAUCUCUCCCCUUGACUGGACUUGCUGCUACCCAGCUGGGGUGGGUGAGGCCUGCACUGAUUGGGGCCCAGGGCAGGGGGUCAAGGGAGAGGGGUUUUGGCCGCACCCUCCCCACUAAGACUGGACCCUUGGCCCCCUCUCCCCCCUUGUUUUCUAUUUAUUGUACCAAAGACAGUGGUGGUCCGGUAGAGGGGAGAUUGCCCCUCACCCUAGGGCCCUAGGAGGGGGUGGGGGCAGGUAGGGGGAGAUGGCCUUGCUCCUCCUUGCUGUACCCCCCAGUAAAGAGCUUUCUCACA